Molecule: messenger RNA, 585 nt
Organism: Acaulospora morrowiae
Lineage: Eukaryota; Fungi; Glomeromycota; Glomeromycetes; Diversisporales; Acaulosporaceae
Source: the annotation of a GenBank genome assembly
AUGUCUAAAAAUCGUAAAACGGGUAGAUUUUCUCAUGAGGAAGACACUAGGUUGCUUCAGUAUCUUAAUAAUAAUGGCAUUGAAAAGUGGAAUGACGUAGCGGCCCAUGUGGAAACCAGAGACGCUAAACAGUGCAGAGAAAGGUACUAUGGGCACCUAGCUCAUAAUGUUAACAAGGAACCAUUUACAAAGAAAGAAGAGGAUAGAAUAUGUGAGUUGUUUAGAAAUGGCUAUGGAUGGGCGAAUAUUGCUAGAGAAUUAGGCAACGGUCGUACUUCAAAUAACGUUAAAAAUCUCUGGUAUCAAAAGCUUUCUAAAGGGAAAAAAGAAGGGAUGAAGAAAAAAAAUAUUAAAAAAUCAUUUGUAAAGAGCGAAACGAAAGCACGGUCCCACAGUUCUUCGGAAAGACCUAACAAUAAAAUGCACAGUAAUCAGUUGGUGAGUAACGUAGACACCGAACAACGUGUCGUUAACCUAAACGAUGAAAUAUUACCCCAUGAAUUUAUUACACCCCAUGAAUUUAUUAUACCCCAUGCACAACAAUUUUAUGAAACGUUAACACUUUUGGAAGCAGCCGAACUUUAA